AUGUCCAUGCAUAAACUUAUUGAAACAAAAGGUCUUAGAAUUCUUUGUAUUGCUGAAAUUCGUGGUAAUUUAAGUUUAUUAAAUGAUCUUGCUGAAAAUUUUAAUGCAGAUUUGAUUAUACAUACUGGAAGUUUUGGAUUUUUCGAUAAUGAAAGUAUAAGUAAAAUUCAUGAAAGUUAUCUAAGGCAUAUUAUAGCAUUUUGUCCAUUAUUAGAUUCAGAAAUUGUGGAUAAAGUUAGUGAAUUAUCUAAAAUUGAUAAUUCUAAUAGUAGUAGUAAUGGUAUAAAUGGUGAUUAUAAUGUUGAUCAAAAAGAUUUAGAUUUGAAAAAAUAUCUUGAAGGUGUUCAAUUAUCUGAAUUAAUGGAUUUUAUUAAUGGUUAUAAAUUUUUAAAAAUCCCAGUUUAUACAAUUUAUGGAAUGGUUGAAGAUUCUACCGUUAUUGAUAAAUUUAAAUUAGGUAUUUAUUCUAUACCAAAUUUAUUUAUAAUUGAUGAAAAUCAAACUUUUAAAGUAACAUCACCAAUUGAUGGUACAAAAAUUUUCUUAUGUGGAUUAGGUGGUUCAUUAUCAUAUCAAAAAUUAUUUCAUCAUGGUACUUUUAAUAAUGAAAUAAAUCAAAGUUAUGAAUCAAUUUCAAAUACUGGUGGUAUAAAUGAUGAAUUUUUACCAGUUUCUGGUGAUCCGGGGAAUAUUUGGAUCACAAUGGUUCAAAUUGGUCAAUUUAUUAAAACUGUGGAAGAAAAUUAUUCACCUCAAGAUGUUAGAAUUAUGAUUACACAUCCUUCACCAAGUCGUGAAGGUUUAUUAGGACAUUUAGCUGUUAUAACCAAGAUGGAUUAUACAAUAUCAAAUGGAUUACAUUUCUUAUAUCCUUCAAGUUUUAAUGAAUUAAGUAUAUGUCCAAAUUUUGAAUUUUAUAAAUCAAAAUUUAGUGAAGCAAGAACUCAAUUAAGUAAUAUAUGGACAAAUGUUUCCAAAACAGUGGAACAAAUCAUAUCAAAUAAUGAACAUUUAACAAAUUUAUUAUCAAUUGCAUUAUCAAAUUUUGAUAAAAUCCCUGUUGUAACAACAAAUAAAAAUGAAGAAAUUAUACCAAUUUCUUUAUCAAAUUUUAAAAGAGAUAUAAAUUCAAAUAUAAUUCGUUCACAAAAUGAUUCAUAUUAUAUUGCAUUUCAAAAUAUAUGGCAUUUUAAUCUUUGUGAUGUUUCAGUUGGUUCAAUACUUUUAGAUGUUCAAGAUGGGAAUUUCCAAUUUCAAGCAAAUUCCAAAGGUUUUAAUUUUAAAUAUAGAGAAAAUUUAACAAAUGAUCAACAAAAUUUAAAUUUAAAACAAUCAUCAAUACCUUCAUCAACAUCAAAUUCAAACUCAAAUUCAAAUUCAACAACAAAUAUUAGAAAUUCACCUGGAAAUUCAGGUUUUAAAAGAGGUGGUAAUAGAGGUGGAAGAGGUGGUUAUAAAAAAUAUUGA
Messenger RNA from Hansenula ciferrii, 1467 nucleotides. Its product is annotated as DUF2433 domain-containing protein. The transcript has a single exon. Lineage: Eukaryota; Fungi; Ascomycota; Saccharomycetes; Phaffomycetales; Wickerhamomycetaceae. The coding region runs from base 1 to 1467 and encodes 488 amino acids. The record is from RefSeq and is a predicted model, not a curated record.